GACGUAGAAGUUAUAGACGGAUAAGAGAGCUUUCUAUUUAGAAAUCAGAAGAGAUCAAUGGGUUGCUCUAGGAAGAGAGAAAUGUCUUUGUCAAUGGUGGUGGUGGUUCUUCUUGUCUUGUUCCAGCUCUUGCUGGCCAAUGGACAAGGCCUGCCACCAGAAUGCACCUUCAGCCCAGAGCCUCCAUGCCCUCCAACCCCCACAGGAUUGGGUCAUAUUGUUCUUGUCCAUGGUGCAGGUCAAGGACAAUGGUACUGGUAUAAGGUUAAACCCAUAUUGGAGGCUGCAGGCUAUAAUGUAACAACCGUCCAACUUGGACCUUCAGUCACUUUGGCUCUUGAUUCAAUAGAAAAUGUUACUUUCUGGAAUUACUCUCAACCACUCUUUGAUAUUAUGGAAUGUAUAGACCACAAGGUUUUGCUUGUGGGUCACAGUGCAGGAGGGUUAAGUAUAGCUGUUGCAAUGGAGAUGUACCCACAGAAGAUACAUGGAGGUGUCUUUGUCGCUGCUUACAUGCCAGAUACUACACACCCCGUAUCCUAUGUCCUUGAUAUGGGAGAGCAAUAUGAGCAGGACUGGGAGGAUACUUGCAUCAAGACUAGUGGGCUUAACGAGACCUGGUAUUAUUUUGGCGUUCAGUUUCUGAGCGACAGACUCUAUCAAAUGUGCCCUCCCGAGGAUAUUGAGCUAAUGUAUACACAGAGAAGGCCAGGAUCGUUCUUUAACAAUGAAUUGGCUGGAGUACAACUUACAAAUGAGGGUUAUGGUUCAAUUGAUCGAUAUUAUAUUGUAACUGGGGAUGAUUUAGCAACAUAUCCUGAAUUUCAACUCCAAAUGAUCGCAAAUUAUCCAGUGAAGGAGGUGAAGACAACAGAAAGAUCUGGUCAUGAGGUCAUGCUAUCGAAGCCCUUAGAAUUGUCUGCUUAUAUCUUAGAUAUUGCCAGACAAUAUCCUUCUUAUUCUGCUAAUGAUGCUAAAGAUACAGCUUGGGUGGAGAUGAGAGCAAAACUAAAUUCAAUCCGACGUGGUGCCUGGUGGGCGUGACCCUUACUGGAUAAAAAACCCGGUCUAAUUAGUAUGAUUUGUUGUUGUACUACUAUCUACUAUCUGGCAAUAAAUAAAUGAUAACUGUGGCUUUCAA
This is a messenger RNA of Macadamia integrifolia, 1141 nucleotides long. Its product is annotated as salicylic acid-binding protein 2-like. Gene Ontology annotation, biological process: jasmonic acid metabolic process; salicylic acid metabolic process. Gene Ontology annotation, molecular function: methyl indole-3-acetate esterase activity; methyl jasmonate esterase activity; methyl salicylate esterase activity. The record is from RefSeq and is a predicted model, not a curated record. The coding region runs from base 58 to 1044 and encodes 328 amino acids. The transcript is spliced from 3 exons. NCBI's taxonomy places the organism in Eukaryota, Viridiplantae, Streptophyta, Magnoliopsida, Proteales, Proteaceae.